This is a messenger RNA of Protopterus annectens (West African lungfish), 10019 nucleotides long. RefSeq names its product bromodomain PHD finger transcription factor (gene BPTF). Lineage: Eukaryota; Metazoa; Chordata; Ceratodontiformes; Protopteridae. Gene Ontology annotation, molecular function: RNA polymerase II cis-regulatory region sequence-specific DNA binding. The record is from RefSeq and is a predicted model, not a curated record. Bases 210 to 10019 code for a protein of 3269 amino acids. Gene Ontology annotation, biological process: regulation of transcription by RNA polymerase II. The transcript has 32 exons. Gene Ontology annotation, cellular component: NURF complex.
GAAAAAUGGCGGCGGCAGGGGAUUCGGAGCGGGACGGCAGCAAUUCGGAUUGAGCUUUCUCCCUCUAACCGAGUCCGAGGCCUUCGGAUAUCGGGUUGUGUAAACUCUGCAGGAUUUCUACUCUUGACAUAUAUCUGGCUUCCGAGGGUCAAAGGUUGAAUUAGAGCUGGAAACUUAAAUUAAAAAUUAUAUGAAAUAAAAACAUUAUAAUGAGGGGGAGAAGAGGGAGGCCGCCCAAACAGCUAUCAGCGCUGGAACCUGCUCCGGGGCCAGUCGGGGGGUUGCGAUCCAGGCACAGGGGGGGUGCAAGGGGCAGAGGGGUUAUGGAGGGGGAUGCACUAGCAUUUAGGAGAAGCAUUACCCAAUCGCCAAGGGGUAGACGGAGGGUAAGCUCAACAACACCAUCAGGAGUCAGAGGAAGAAGUAGGGUUUACCACAGUAGUGGAACUGUUAGGGUCUCAUCCAGGAGGAGCAUCAGUAAAGUGGUGUAUGAUGACCAUGAAAGUGAUGAUUACGAGAGCGUGCACUCAGAAGAUGGGGAGCAUGCCGAUCAUCGGGUGUCUGAGGAAGACGGACUGAUGGAGGACGACUCGGAUUACUUGGAAGGAAUGGAAGAUGACGAUGAUGAUGCCAGCUAUUGCACUGAGAGCAGCUUUCGUAGCCACAGUACCUACAGCAGUAUCCCAGGAAGGAGGAGACAUCGGGUUCAUCGACCUCGCUCUCCUGUCUUUGAAGAAACUGAUAUUCCUGUUCUUGAACUCCCUAAAUCCUCUGAGGAUUUGUUGGUGCCAUCUGAGCACUUAAUGAGUAUUUUUUCAGUUUAUGAGGUUCUGAAGAACUUUGGCACCGUUCUCCGCCUUUCCCCUUUUCGGUUUGAGGACUUCUGUGCUGUCUUAGUAUGUCAGGAGCAAUGUGCACUUAUAGCAGAGACACACAUAGCUCUUUUAAAAGCAAUUUUACGAGAAGAAGACACUUCAAAUACCAGCUUUGGACCUACUGAUCUGAAAGACAGCGUUAAUUCUACCUUGUACUUUAUUGAUGGUAUGACAUGGCCAGAAAUAGUGCGAGUUUAUUGUGAAAGUGACACUGAAUAUCAUCAUGUUUUGCCUUAUUUAGAAGCAGAGGAUUAUCCAUAUGGACCACUUGAAAAUAAAGUCAAAGUGCUAAUGUUUUUAGUAGAUCAAUUUCUUACAACAAACAUUGCUCGGGAGGAGUUAAUGUCUGAAGGAGUAAUUCAGUAUGAUGAUCACUGUAGGGUGUGUCACAAACUUGGGGAUUUAUUAUGCUGUGAAACUUGCUCUGCUGUGUACCAUUUGGAAUGUGUGAAACCGCCUUUAGUGGAGGUGCCAGAAGAUGAAUGGCAGUGUGAAGUCUGUGUGGCACACAAGAUUCCUGGGGUCAGUGAUUGUAUUGCUGAAAUCCAAAAAAACAAACCAUACAUUCGACAUGAACCUAUUGGAUUUGACAGGCACAGAAGGAAAUGCUGGUUUCUUAAUAGAAGAAUUAUACUAGAGAAGGACUCAGAAAAUGAAAAGGAGAAAAAGAUCUGGUACUAUAGCACAAAAGUUCAGUUGACAGAACUGAUGGAGUACCUAGACAAAGUUUAUUGGGAAAGUGAUAUUUAUAAUACCCUUGAAGAAAUGUGUGACGAAAUACAUCGACAUAUGGAUAUUACGGAAGAACUUACUUAUAAAGCAAUGGGCAAUAAUAAUAAAGCUUUUCUCAGUGCAGCCAAUGAAGAAAUUUUGGAACGUAUGAAAACAAAGCAAGAAGCACAGAUAGAAGAAAUGAGAAGGAAAGAAGCUGAAGAAGAAAAGGCCAAAAAGGCUUUGGAAGACAGUGAGCACUCAAGUGCUGCAAGUAGUGAGAAUGCCACAGAGCAGCUCACAGAAGAAAAGAGCAAGGAGGAAAAAUCUGCAAAGGAGCAACCCGACAAAGAACAAAUCAAGGAAACAACAGCUGAUGUGGAUAGUACUAACUCGGAAGUAGCAAAAGCUGAAGAUCCCCAGAGCAGUCCUGCUGGAGAGCAUCCUGGUCCCUCUGAAACAGAGAACCCAGCGCAGUGUCAGAAGGAAAGCCCUGAUGACAACAUGGUGUUAGAGGAGAGGGAGCUUGCACAGGUCCCUGGGGAUGCAGCAGAAAUGCCAGCUGAGACCAGUGCCAUCACUGCAACUGACUUUCCCUCUGUCCCAUGCCAGUUCUCUGAGGACAACAGUAACAGUUCAUUAUCCAUGGAUCAGAAUUCAACUUGUAAUGCUUCUUCCAGUAAACCUGUAGAUGAGGUAGACAGUGCAGAAAAGUCUUCUGUCUCCAGUCAGGAUGAAAAUGAUUCUAAGCCUGAUAAAGCAAGUAGUGAACGAAGUGAAUCUCCAGGGGGUGGAAAGGGCACACCAGGAUCGACUCGAAUGGUUACAAGGUUACGGAAUCCUGAUAGCAAACUAAGUCAGUUAAAAAGUCAGCAAGUCGCUGCUGCUCAGGAGUCGACCAAGCUUUGUAAAGACAGCAAAGAGGGGGAAAAUUCUCGGUCAAGCAGCAAGAAAGAGGUUGGACUAAAAGGAAAUGCCAGUAGCUACUUCAAACUGGGUCAAGAAGGGAAGUACAAAAUGUACCACAACCAGUACACCACAAACUCAUUAGCACUGAACAAGCACCAGCAUAGGGAGGACCACGACAAGAGGCGGCAUCUGUCACACAAAUUUUGUUUGAGCCCUGCUGGUGAUUUCAAAUGGAAUGGCUCUGUACACGGGACCAAGGUCUUAACUAUAUCAACAUUGAGGCAAACCAUCAUACAGCUUGAGAACAAUAUCCCUGCACCUUUCCUUCAUCCAAACUGGGCCUCGCAUAGGUCAAACUGGAUAAAAGCUGUUCAGAUGUGUAGCAAACCAAGAGAAUUUGCCCUAGCGUUGGCUAUUUUGGAGUGUGCAGUAAAACCUGUAGUAAUGUUGGCAGUCUGGCGAGAGUCCCUAGGCCAUACUAGGUUGCUUAGGAUGACAGCAUUUGAAAGAGAAGAAAAAGAGAAAGUCAAGAAGAGAGAGAGAAAACAGGAAGAGGAAGAAACCAUGCAGCAGGCCACUUGGGUGAAGUACACAUUUCCAAUAAAACAUCAGGUUUGGAAACAGAAGGGUGAAGAGUACAGGGUAACAGGGUAUGGAGGGUGGAGCUGGAUUAGUAAAACUCAUGUUCAUCGCUUUGUACCAAGGUUACCAGGCAAUACAAAUGUCAGCUAUAGAAAGGACUUGGAAGCUAAAACCAGUAAAAGCUUUGUAAAGAAGCCAUCCGAAGUAAAAACUGAAGCAGAAGUAUCCAAUGAGGAAAAUCCUCUUAGAGAAGAUAACGUAUCGCAUGAAAAAAGUGAGGACUGCAAGAAGGAUCUGGAGUGUGUUGAAGAGAAGCCCCAACUACAGGUUGCUAAAACUGAAGAAGAAAAGGAAGAGAAGAUGGAAAUGGAGUCUUUACUUUCUGAUCUGGGUCAAAUGACAAAAGAAGAGGAAAUGGACUACACUGGCUGCGAAGCAGAAAAAUCUAUAAAUGAGGAACCUAUGGACCUUGGUGAAGUAAAACCCAUCUUAACUUCAAAAGAUGAAGAAAACUUGGCAAAAACAGAUCUUAUUAAUGUCAGUGAGGGUUUUCGACUUCGAACAUUUUAUAAAAAGAAAGUAAAGGCAUCUAAAUUAGAUGGACUUCUUGAAAGAAGAGUAAGACAAUUUACACUGGAAGAAAAACAGAGGCUAGAAAAACUUAAGCAAGCAGUUUUUCCAAAGUUGACAGUAAAGCAGUAUGAUGCACUGCACAGGGUCCCUGGUGAUCUUCCACUACCAAAGUCAGCGGAAGAAAAACGGGUCAAAUCUGAAUCUUAUGAUCAGGAAAAGAAUGAAUUACUAGACCAGAUCAAAACUGAACAGCAAAGUUCAGAUGUAUCCGAUACACUUUGUGGUAGUUCUCAUCUGCUUGAGUCACCUUCUGAAGCUGAUCAAUCCAAUACAGAAGACCAAGAUGAUAAGUUUAUUCCAGCUGGAAAGCAGAGCCCGAGUUCAGAGGACAGUAGUGAUAGUUCUGAACUGGAAACACUCAUUAAUGAAACUAUAUGUCCAGAGCAAGAACUUACACCAAUUAAAAAAGAUGCAACUGAGAAAACAUCCCACUCAGAAGGCACAAAAACAAAUGAAAGUGAAGUUUCUGAAAAAGGUAAUGAAAACUGCACAGAGAAACAUUGUGAUGAACCUUCUGACUUGCUAAAGGCAUUGUCACAGUCCAUUGUCAGUGAAAAUGACUGUAAAAUUCAGACUGUUGGUGGAAGAGACAAAGAAUUGGUAGGUGUGUCAAAAUCAGCAUCAUUUUUUACCAGCAUAAAAGAGCAGUGCUUUGAUUCAAGAAGUGAUGCUGUAGAAGAAAAAUUGAAAGCACCCCAGAAAGAACAAACUGAUCAUAGUGAAAAAGUGCCACAGGAACACUGUUGCAGUGGAAUGCUGAAGUGUAAAACAUUACUGCCUUCUGAACUUGUAGUAGAUUCAACAAUGGAUGCAGCUGAAAAGACUGAGAUCCCUAGAUGUUUGAAUAAAUGUGUUAGAGGUGAUAACGAGUCACAAACAGAAUGCAAAAGAAAAAAUUGUGAAGUUGAAGAGAAUGAACAGCAUAAAACAAAAAAGAGCACCUUAGGAAAUCCCCCUGGUAAAACAGAGAAAAUGACUACCUGCGUUAGUAGCAAGAAGCAGGACAGCAUGACUGAAAGACUUGAAAAAGAACAGAUUUCAGCUCAGAUUAAUGGGAAAAAUAACAGUAACUUUAAGUCAUUAUCAAAAGCUGAGCAAUUAAAUUCUUCUGCUGUUCAUGCUAUAAGUAACAUUGAAGAAAAACUAAAUAAUAUAACUAAAAUUUCUAAAGAAAAUGAAAUAAAUUCAAUGUCAUGUACAGAACCUUUAGUAAAAGCCCUUGUUAAUGGUGAUAUUGCCAUGAGUGAAACUGAAGACAAAAAUAAUUUGGAUAUAGAAUCUUUUCCCCAAAGUCCUGCAAAAUGUGAUGCCAGUACUAAAGAUAGUAUGGAACCUGAAGAAAGUUGUGCUUCACUAUGUACUUCCAGACUGAAAACACAGAAUGUGGAAUUGAAUUCUGCCAAGAGAAUUGUCCUUGGCGAUGGAAGUGCUUGUUUGUCUCCAGUGCCAAAAAAUGAAGAAGACAGUGAUAGUAGCGAAUUGGAACCCACAGUAACAGAACACUCACUGCCUCAGAAAAUGCUGUCUUCUCCUGUACUGUCAGAAGAAGAAACUAGCUUAAGCAGUGACUUCACAGAUCAGAAUAGCCUUCGUUAUGAAACCAAGACAGAAAAUGUCAGUGGCGAAACAAAAAUAAAAACAGUGAUCACAAAAGUAACUACUACUACAACAUCAACAACAACAGUUUGUACAAAAUCACUUACUGUUGUCACUGUUGCAGAAGAAUCCGCAUCUCAGGAUAGCAAACCAAAAAUAGUGUCAUCUGCAAUUUCCUCUGUAGAAAGUAGUUCUCUUUCUUCUACAACUACUACACUAACUAAAGUAACCACCCCAACAUUGGGCAGCAGUGCAGAUGUGAUCUCUGUAACUCAGCAAAGCAAAACUGUUGUUACAGCAACUGUAACAGACUCCUCUUCUGACUCUGUUGGCACAUUUGUGACUUCUAUGACUGUUAGCAAGGAGUAUUCUACUAAAGGUAAAAUAAAGCUGAUGAAGUUUUCAAGACCUAAGAAGACUCGCUCGGGCACUGCAUUACCAUCCUACAGAAAGUUUGUUACCAAAAGUAGCAAAAAGAGCAUCUUUGUACUACCCAAUGAUGACCUAAGAAAGUUGGCCAGACGAGGUGGUAUUCGAGAGGUUCCAGGGUUCAUCUACAAUGCAAAGCCUGCUUUGGAUAUUUGGCCUUACCCAUCACCAAGACCAACCUUUGGAAUUACAUGGAGAUAUCGACUCCAGACUGUGAAGUCUUUAGCAGGAGUGAGCCUUAUGUUACGACUACUCUGGGCAUGUUUGCGAUGGGAUGAUAUGGGAAUGAAACCUCCCUCAGGUGGUGUCACUACACGGACAGGAUCUGUGCCUUCUGAAUCGAGAGGGGGAAGCAGACUGUUAACUCCAACACCUUAUCCUCAUUUGCUGAUGUCAGAAUCUUCAGAAACUGAAAUUACUACCUCUGAAAUAAUAAAACGCCGGGAUGUUGGUCCUUAUGGAAUCCGAUCAGAAUACUGUAUAAGGAAGAUUAUUUGCCCUAUUGGCAUUCCAGAAACUCCAAAAGAAACUCCCACACCACAGAGAAAAGGCCUCCGUUCUAGUGCAUUAAGGCCAAAGAAACCUGAACCACCCAGGCAGACAGGCCCAAUUGUCAUAGAGACAUGGGUACCCGAAGAAGAGCUGGAAUUGUGGGAAAUUAGGGCUUUUGCAGAAAGAGUGGAAAAAGAGAAAGCCCAGGCUGCUGAUCAGCAGAAUAAGUCUAGUGAACAGAAGAAAACUGAGGAGUUCAAAGCUCAGAUGGAAACUCAACUUAAACAACAGAGACUGGCUGCUCAACAGAAAAGACUGGAGCAGCAGAAGCAAACACCUACAUCAGGUUCAUCUGCAGCUGUUAGUACCACAUCCAUAGCCACAACUGCUACAGCAUCCUGUACAACUAGCACUGCUGUCACUGUUUCCACCCCUCAGAAAGUAGUAGUAGGCUCUCUGACAGGCCAAGUUUCUCCUGGAACCAAAGUUGUCCUUGCCACAAAGGUGGGCUCUCCAGCUACCGUAACAUUCCAACAGGGCAAAGAUUUUCAUAAGAGUUUUGCAGCUUGGGUCAAACAAGGCCAAACUGCUACAACCAGCAGCGCAGUCACCACUUCAGCUGCAACCAUUGUUACUUCAGGUCAGACGCUGCAGAUUACAGGGAAUCCAGCAACCAUGGCAGGUAAAGUGAUCACUGCCAAGCUUCCACUCCCUGCCAAUAGCAAAAUUGUCACUCUUAAUGUUCCAGCAACCCAAGGAGGUAUGGUUCAGGUUCAGCGCCUCAUUCCAUCCACGACAGCUACCACUCAGCAGACCUUAAGUUCUUUCCAGCCACGUACUGCUACAGUUACAAUUAGGCCUACUAAUCCAGGAACUGCAGGUACUGCAGCCACAACACAGCAGGUAAUAACAGGGGGAGCACAGAUACGUCCUGCAGUUACAGUGAUACGAACGCCUAUCCAGCAGACGGGUACUCUUGGCAAAACAGUCAUAAGAACACCACUUAUGGUACAACAAGGUCAACCACAGCAGAUGGUCACACAGUUCAUCAGAGGGCAGCCUGUUUCUGUUGGUACAUCUAACACAAGCACAACAACAUCGGCACCAGGACAAAAGGUGGUGACAAAUACCUGCUUCUCUACACAGCCAGGUCUACAGCAAGCCAUUGCAGCGCAGAACCAGCCACGGCAGCAACAGCUUCCUCAGGCACCUCGCCCUCAGCAAGGACAGGUCAAACUGACUAUGGCUCAGCUUACACAGCUAACACAGGGGCAGGGUGGCACUCAGGGUUUAACUGUGGUUAUCCAAGGGCAAGGCCAAACAACAGGCCAGUUGCAGCUGAUUCCUCAGGGAGUGACUGUAAUCCCGGGUCCAGGACAACAGCUGAUGCAGGCUGCUAUGCCAAAUGGCACAAUUCAGAGGUUCCUGUUCACCCCUUUACCAGCUGUAUCAUCAGUAGCAGCUUCUACUGUCCCGGUGACAACGACAGCAGUGGCAACAUCAACGGUAGCUACUCCAGCAUCGGCAUUAGGUUCGGUGGAACAGAAGCAACCUGCAAUACAGCAGCAACACAUGCAGCAAAUACAAGCUCAAUCCACACAGUCACAGACCCAAGGACAGCUGCAGGCUUCUCAGGUCUUUCAGACACAAAAUCAUGCUCAAAUUCUGCCUUCUGGUCAGCCACAAUGUCAAGCGCCAGCACCAUCACCAUUACUGUCCCAGAUACAGCUUCCUGACAAACCACAGACUCCUCCUCCUUCACCGCAGACAAUCUCUCAGACCCAAGCUUUGCCUCAGGGUCAGAGUGUAGUCACAUCCCAGCAACAAGCUGCAGUCAUUCAGCCUGCACAGGUACAAUCAGGUCACAUGCAACAGCCUCAGAUUCAAUCAGCUGUGCAGCCACAUCCUCACAUCCAAGUUUCAUCACCACUUGCGAUGCCAGCAGCUAAUCAGUCACCAGUGCAAGUUUCACCAUCACAGGUAACUCCAGUUCGAACUCCACCUCAGAUGCCCAUCCAGACCCAACCAGUGGCAUCAGCAUCUCUGAAAAUUCAGUCCCAUACCCAGGCUCAGGCAUCAUCCCCACUGCAGUCCCAUCUUCAUACUAUUCCAGCAACGCAACCAGUAUCUCAAGUAACUGUGCAGUCUACAACCUGUCCUCUGCAGAUCCAGCCACCUCAGACACAGGUUAUUACUGUUCCUCAACAAGUUCAGGUACUUUCACAGAUCCAGUCUCAUGUCAUGGCUCAGAUACAAGCCCAGCAGGGUGUUGUGGCUCAACAGAUUAAGUUGCAGUUGCCUAUUCAGAUUCAGCAGACCAAUGCAGCGCAGCCACAUCAGAUACAGAAUGUAGUGACUGUUCAGGCAACCAGUGUUCAAGAACAGCUGCAACGGAUCCAGCAUCUCAAACAAAUCAGAGAGCAACAACAAAAAAAGCAGCAGCAGCUGGAAUCUAAGAAGGAGCAAGCUGGUCAGGGUACUUCUCCAAGUGAAAUGAUACAGAAACAGGUGGUGUCAAAACAAAAUGCUGUGAUAGAACAGUUAAAACAGAAGAAGAUGCUGACACCUUCUGAACGAGAGGAGAACCAGAGGAUGAUUGUAUGUAACCAAGUAAUGAAGUAUAUUCUAGAUAGAAUUGAUAAAGAAGAGAAGCAGGCUGCAAAGAAGCGGAAGCGGGAAGAAACUGUGGAGCAGAAGCGCAACAAACAAAAUGCUACCAGACUUUCAGCUCUUCUGUUUAAGCAUAAAGAACAACUUAAGGCAGAGAUCCUUAAAAAGCGUGCACUGCUAGACAAAGAGUUGCAGAUAGAAGUUCAGGAUGACUUGUGGAAAGACCUAGACAGAAUAAAGAGGGAAAAAGAGAAAGAAAAAGAACGUGAAAAAGAAAAAGAGCAGGCAGCAGCCGCUGCAGCAGAGGCGGCAGCAGCUACAGCCGCAGCAAUUGCUGUAGCAGCACAGUCACCUCCUGCUACAGCAGUGCCCACAGUACAAACGGUAACAUCAGCUGCUUUUAAAAGAAAACGGGAGGAUGAGAAGGAGUCCCCAACCUCCAAAUCCAAGAAAAAGAAAAUGAUUACAACUACCUCAAAAGAAUCCAAGAAAGACACAAAGCUUUACUGUAUAUGCAAGACACCAUAUGAUGAAUCAAAAUUUUAUAUUGGCUGUGAUCUGUGUACGAACUGGUAUCAUGGAGACUGUGUUGGUAUCACAGAAAAGGAAGCAAAGAAGAUGGAUGUUUACAUCUGUAAUGAUUGUAAACGAGCACAGGAAGGCAGCAGUGAAGAAUUGUACUGUAUCUGUAGGACUCCAUACGAUGAUACUCAAUUCUAUAUUGGCUGUGACCGCUGUCAGAACUGGUUCCAUGGGCGAUGUGUGGGCAUUCUGCAGAGUGAGGCAGAUCUCAUUGAUGAGUAUGUUUGUCCUCAAUGCCAGUCCACAGAGGAUGCCAUGACUGUGCUUACACCGCUCACUGACAAAGACUAUGAAGGGUUAAGAAGACUGUUACGAUCUUUACAGGCACACAAGAUGGCAUGGCCAUUCCUAGAAGCUGUAGAUCCAAAUGAUGCCCCAGAUUAUUAUGGUGUCAUAAAAGAACCAAUGGACCUUGCCAGUAUAGAAGAAAGGUUACAGCAGCGUUACUACAAAAAAUUAACAGAGUUUGUGGCAGAUAUGACCAAAAUCUUUGAUAACUGCCGUUACUACAAUCCAAGUGACUCCCCAUUUUACCAAUGUGCAGAGGUCCUUGAAUCAUUUUUUGUACAGAAACUGAAAUCAUUUAAGGCAAGCAGGUAA